This is a messenger RNA of Exserohilum turcica Et28A, 2608 nucleotides long. RefSeq lists its product as uncharacterized. The coding region runs from base 232 to 2328 and encodes 698 amino acids. The record is from RefSeq and is a predicted model, not a curated record. Lineage: Eukaryota; Fungi; Ascomycota; Dothideomycetes; Pleosporales; Pleosporaceae. Gene Ontology annotation, biological process: signal transduction; regulation of GTPase activity. The transcript has 4 exons. Gene Ontology annotation, cellular component: cytoplasm.
CGCGACCCACCACCCCCCCGACUGCCUCGCACACGCGCCGCAUUGCCUGCACCCACUCUCGUUUCCUUUGUCUACACGUCGCCGCGCUUUUCUCAGACGCUCUCGCCCAACUAUCCGGCCGCUCCAUUUGCAAGCCGGGCGCGCGGAUAUAGACGGGCAUCGCUGACAAAGAGCGCCGUGCUAAGCGGCCAGUAAUAGCCCCGGACUUGUCCGCGGCAAACAUCAGCAAAGAUGCCCAAAUCUUCCACACUGUCGUUGGCCAUGCGGGGGAAGCCAAAGGAUAAUGGCAAUACGCCCAUGAGCCCGCGGAGUCCACGGUCGCCAGAUUUGCCAGAGGAGUUUGAAUACGCAGCACCCAAUGCCGCAUUCCACAACAUGCCACAGUCGCCCGCCUCGCCCAAGCCUCGCAAGGACUCCAAGAGCAUCUUUGCCAAUUUUUCCGCCAACAAGUCGUCGUCGCGCCUGAACAACAGCCAAGGUAACCCAAUGCGCCAGCAGCAACCAUCCCCCAGCCUAUAUUCCAAUGGGCGGAGUGGCGCCUCCACACCGGAUCUCGGCCGCCCCGUGCGCACUCCCAAUUCUGACGAUACGAGCUCCGAAGUGGUACGCUUGGACCAGCGGACAGAGUCUGGCUUGUCAAACGAAUCUGACACGCACACCGACCCUUCUAAACGCACCACCAUAAAGCCCAAGAAGCAAGGUAUUCUAUCCAGAUCAAAGUCUAUCAAAGAAGGCGAAGGCUCGGCAUCCCGCACAAAGCUGAACAAGGUACCUCCGGCGCAAUUGUCACCGGACAUUGCAGGGUCGUGGACGACGAAUGGCGACGGUACGCCGCUCAAGACCGCGCCAAUCGACAAGGGUCAGUCCUGGCGCCAGAUGGGCAUGGGCAAGAUGAGGACACAUUCGGCGGAUCGGCAGGACGGAUACAAGGCAAUACCACGCGAAGACGACAAUGGGUCAAGAAGAGACAAGUCCGAGCAGUUGUCGGUCGCCUCCAACUCGUUCAACGAAAGCAAAGGCCAUGGCUUCAUCUCCAAGCUUGGUUCAGGGGCUCGCAACAUGGGAGAGAAGAUGGACUCUGCGCGCAAGGGUGUUUUCGGCAAACUGGGACGGAGUUCGAGCAACCACGAGAGCCAGACGCCUAUACUGAACGAGCCAUAUGUCUGCAAAAUCAUACAUAAGCCGCUGAUAGAACAGACGCGGCUGACUCGAAUAUCGACUCGGCUGGAACAGUCACGCGACAAGACAGAAUUCUGGAUGCCGGCUUUACCUUGGCGGUGCAUCGACUACCUAAACAUGCGAGGUUGCGAAGAAGAGGGCCUAUAUCGUGUCCCGGGCUCAGCCCAGCAAGUCCGGUAUUACGAACGCAAGUUUGAUGAGGACCGGGAUAUUGAUUUAAUCAGCGACCCAAAUCUCAACGAUCCCAACGUCAUUGGCUCCCUCUUCAAAAACUGGUUACGACAACUACCAGAUGAAAUUUUCCCGAAAACGAUACAAGCCGCAAUCCAACAAGAGUGCCAGGGCGCAAAGACGACACCACAGAUGCUCAAGGAUGAGCUUUCGAAACUGCCCCCGUUCAACUACUAUCUUCUAUUCGCAAUCACUUGCCACAUCAGCCUGUUGCACUCUUGCUCCGAAUUCAACAAGAUGAACUACAACAACUUAUGCAUCUGUUUCCAGCCAGCCAUCAAGAUUGAUGCCUUUUGCUUUCAGUUCCUUAUCUUGGAUUGGCGAAACUGCUGGCAGGGCUGCUGGACAGAGAAGGAUUUCCUUGCAGAGGAGAUCAACUUCCUCAACGCGGUCGAGGCCGAGAACCAGCUCCAACAACAACAACAACUACUACUACAACAGCAACAACAACAACAACAACAGACGUCGAAAAAUGGUCACCCUCAGAGCGCCGGCAAAAGCAAAGGCUCGUCACAACAGAAGCCUUCUACCAAACGGAGUCAAUCCACGGACCACAUCAAAUCGUCUUCACGGGGACUCUCCUCGGACAGAAAUGGACGUGCCACACCAUCCAACCCUCCACUGGUCUUGCCAGAACCUUCGAGCAACCCGGUAUUGCGCAUGCGUGGCGGUGGUUACGGUGAGCGUGAGACGUCGCCAGAACGGGUGACUUCGUCUUCAGACAGCCGAGAAGGUGUACCCCACAAACGAGGAGCCCCACGCGCGCCCCCAUCGGUUAGCACAGAGGCGUCUUCGAUUGACCUGGAUGAAAACACGACACCCACACAAGCGAAUCAUGGCCGUGACCACUCAGAAUCGACACAAUUCCGCCUGGACCUACGCGACCCACCAGGCUCACCGUUCAACAUCAAGUUUUGAGAAAAGAAACGAAAAAAAAGGAGGAGUCGAGCAGUAAAUAGGCCCCUUGGUGCGCACGCAUGAGGCGAUGAACAAGAGAGGGUUGGAUUUGAGCGGUUGUUUUGCGCAUCUUCAAUUCGUCCUGUGUGAGCUGCCACGAGGGCGCGAUACCCGUCUUUUGACCACUCUGUGCUCGUGGCAGCAGUCUUGCCCCGAUAUUUGUUUAGUAGCCAGCGCUGGAGUUUGGGCUGCAUAUUCAUUAGCUGCUUUAUUCCUGCAUCAUGUUGCAUACAGGCGUUGG